This is a messenger RNA of Lodderomyces oxycetoniae, 5631 nucleotides long. It is a transcript of the gene PLD1, whose product is annotated as phospholipase D. The transcript has a single exon. Gene Ontology annotation, cellular component: intracellular membrane-bounded organelle. Bases 1 to 5631 code for a protein of 1876 amino acids. Lineage: Eukaryota; Fungi; Ascomycota; Pichiomycetes; Serinales; Debaryomycetaceae. Gene Ontology annotation, molecular function: D-type glycerophospholipase activity. Gene Ontology annotation, biological process: phospholipid catabolic process. The record is from RefSeq and is a predicted model, not a curated record.
AUGACUACUCCGACGGGUUUCUCAGCAGAUACAAGUAAUGAUAGCACCAAAACAGACGGUUCCCACCAGGAACGUCCCUUGAGAGAGCUGAUUGAUUUUGGUAGGAUAUUUAGGUCGGUUUCUGGAAAACAAGAUCAUCAAACCAAGCUGCCAAACCAAAAACACAAUCAAAGAGCAAACAUUAUUCGUUCAGAUGAAUCACCAAAAGUUAUCUCCAAUCCUUAUUCUUUUGAUUAUUUCAAUGCGGACCCUCGUGAGUCAAGGUACCAAUCUGACGAGGAAGAGGCUUUGUCGAGUGCACUAUACAAUUCAGACGAGGAGGAGGAAGAAGAAGAAGAAGAGGAAGAAGAGGAGGAAGAAGAAGAGGAGGAAGAAGAAGAGGAAGAAGAGAAGGAACGGCAACAAAGACAGAAACAACAAAGUUUUGAGCCACUUGAGACUGAAGAUGUCCCACCUGAGACUGAAGAUAUCCCACCUGAGACUGAAGAUGUCACAAAGAAUAAGAAGCAGGAGCAAUUUCAAGAGCAGAAACAAUACUCAGAACCCUCGUCUCCUAAAACACGAGUUCCAUUUACCCACUCACAAACAUUUAGUAGCUUUCUACCUUCAAUGUUCAGCAAUAGGUCUGUUAAUGCUCCAGAGGGAACAGACGAGGAUACCUCGCCUAUGUAUAACCAGUAUUUUCAACAACCUUUUCCCGAAGACGCCAAUAAUAGGCCCGAGUCUAAUAGAUCAGAGUCAAAUCGACACCAACGGAUUAAAAAUAAACUAAAGUUUUUGAGAAGAAAGCCCAAGGAGAAGAGGAAAUCAGAUGUACCAGAAGCGGCUGACAAUUUUUCCGACGAUGCAGACAAAGCCACUAGAGAACGCGCCCUGAAACUAAUCACUGAUCUUGCAAUGGGGGGCCCUGCUAUAAGCUUGAUUGGGAUGUGUUUACUAGAGGACGAGAGAGGUAUCGCAAGAGCCCCGCUCUUGUUGACAAUGUUGGGAUUUCUGAUUUAUGACAUUUCUCAAAAUGAGUACACUAGAAACAGGAGAUUUCGCAUUAAUUUAGAAUAUGGCGUUGGGAUUGAAAGAAUGACUUGGAGCAUCGAAAGAAAUGCAAGUGACUUGUUUUACUUGCAUUCAAAAUUGAAAUACGAAACGUGGAAGAAGGAUAUCAGAGGUAACAAAGUUUCCCUCCCUAAAUUACCAAUACCUCCACUCAAGAAGAAAGAAAAAAGCAAAACGAACAAAUUCAAAAAUUUGAUGGGCGAUACUCAAUCGCAAAACCAACUGCAGUUACAGCAUAAUGAUAAUGCAUCAAUUGGCUCAAUCAGGUCUGGGUUAUCAAGAGUAAGGCUGCGAUUUGGUAGUAUUACAUCCCUAAUGUCUCCAGAAAGGGAAACAAAAGCAAUGGAGCACAGAGUUCAUAGAAAUGCUACAUAUAUCAAAGAUGUAGAGGAAUACUUACAUAAUCUCAUAGAUUUGAUUGAUUUAUCACCACAAUCAAACUACCUUUUCGUGUUUUUUGAAAUAUCCCCACUUUCUGCAUUGUUGAGCUAUGAAUCAGGGUAUCAAGGCAAACAGGGUCCGAUUCAUGUAAGCGGUACUACUAAGUCCCAAGGUUGGAGAGUGGGUCAUUUCAAAGCCAACGAUCUCAAAGGAAUGUACGAUAGACGUAUUGACAAAUGGAUGCUUACUAGACAUAGCUAUCUCAUGUACGUGUCCGACAUCAACUCAACAACACCUUUGGAAGUAUUUUUAGCUGAUCCAGGCUUCAAAAUCACAACAAAGCAUAACAAUGAGCGAAUUGAAGAAGAUAUUGACGGGUACGAUGCCAGUUCAGUUAAUCAAAAGAAACUUGCUGAUAUUCAAGAGAAGGAGCACUCAAAGAUUUUUCCUCAUUUGAAAAUCACCUUGGAAAAUAAUGAGAGGAAGCUUGUUAUUAACCCAAAGUCUGCAAAGGACCACGCCUCGUGGGUGGAGUCUUUCAAACGAAUGCAACAUGAUACUAUUUGGAGUCAGCCACACAGAUUCGACUCUUUUGCACCUGUUCGUGAUAAUUGCUUUGCUCGAUGGUUUGUUGAUGGAAGGGAUUAUUUCUGGGCUGUAUCGUCAGCUAUAGAAAUGGCAAAGCAAACUAUUUUCAUUCACGACUGGAUGCUUACUCCUGAACUAUAUUUGAGACGUCCGGCCAAUGGAAAUCAACAAUACCGUAUUGACAGACUUCUUCAAAGAAAAGCCAAAGAAGGAGUCAAGGUAUACGUUAUUAUUUAUCGUAAUGUUGGUACUACUGUUGCGACAGACUCAUUAUACACAAAACAUUCUAUUUUAUCUUUGAAUGAAGAAAACAUUCAUGUUAUCCGCUCACCAAAUCAACUUUUGCAAAAUACUUAUUUUUGGGCACAUCAUGAAAAACUUUGUAUUGUGGACCAGACGUAUGCAUUUUUAGGCGGUAUUGACUUGUGCUAUGGAAGGUAUGAUACAGCAGAUCAUACAUUGAAUGAUGAUUCGCCAUUUAAUUUUGAAACUAUUAAACCCGAUGAUAGAAUGACUUUUGAAGAUUUCGUUAAUUUUCAAGUUUUCAUGGGAAAAGAUUAUUCAAACCCAAGGGUCAAAGACUUUGUUGAUCUUGAUAAACCUUAUAACUCAAUGUACAAUAGGAACACAACGCCCAGAAUGCCAUGGCAUGAUAUCCACAUGCUCUCGUAUGGAAAAAUUGCUAGAGAUUUAUCUAGGCACUUUGUUCAAAGAUGGAAUUAUUUGAUAAGACAGAAGCGUCCAAGUCGAUUUACUCCGUUAUUGUUACCACCUUCUGACUUCCUUGACGAAGAAGCAGAAGCACACGGAUACGAAGGAAGCUGUAGAAUUCAAUUAUUGAGAUCUGCAGGAAACUGGUCCCUAGGCUUGAAGGAGCAUGAGCAAAGUAUUCAAAAUGCGUACCUCAAGUUGAUUGAAAGUUCGGAACAUUUUGUGUAUAUUGAAAAUCAAUUUUUCAUUACUUCAUGUGUUGUUGAUGGAAUCGAGAUAAAAAAUAGGAUUGGAGAUGCUUUGGUGGACAGAAUAAUUCGAGCACAUAGAGAAGGAACCAAUUGGAAGGCAGUCAUUGUGAUUCCUUUGAUGCCGGGAUUUGAGGCGCAAGUCGAUCAAGCGGAAGGGUCAUCUGUCAGAGUGAUUAUGCAGUGUCAGUACAUGUCCAUCUCACAAGGUGAAACUUCUAUUUUUGCAAAAUUGAGAAGUGCGGGAGUCAACCCAGAAGACUAUAUUCAAUUUUUUUCAUUAAGGAAAUGGGGUAAAAUUGGUCCAAAGCGAACUUUAAUUACUGAACAAUUGUACGUUCAUGCAAAAUGUAUGAUUGUGGAUGAUAGAUCAGUCAUUAUUGGAAGUGCAAAUAUCAAUGAGAGAUCAAUGAGAGGAGUUCGUGAUUCUGAAGUUGCUGCAUGCAUUCAAGAUCAACGAUUUAUCGAUACAACUAUGGGUGGAAAGCCGUACAAAGCAGGAGAGUUUGCACACACCUUGAGAAUUAGGUUAAUGAGAGAGCACCUAGGUAUAGCCGUUGAUAUCUUGGACGUAGUUGAGAGACGUUUUAAACGGUUUGAAGAAGCUGUUAAAACCGAGCAAGGUUUGAGAUUUGCCACGUCUAGGUUCAGAAAUAAAGAGUUUCAACAGCUAUCGGCAAUGGUUGAGAUUGCUAGCCGGGACGUGUUGAACGAACACGAGGGAACUCGAAGAUGGCGCAAUUGCAAAAUAUCUAGACUUGACGAGGAAAUAGCAGACAUUGAUUACACAGAAGAACAAUCUUCGUUGCCACCACCAUUGUUUUUGCCCAUAUGUUUCAAUAACCGUACAGGUCCAUAUGAAGCCAAUAAGGGUGUGCGUGACAGGAAAAAGCACUCUUAUGACAAUAGGGUUCAGCACAAUGCAGAACAUAAGAAAGAUGUUUUUGGAAAGGGAGUUGACAAGUACCGUUCCAAAUUAGCUCUCCGAGCAAGGAGAACAAGCAAAGAAUUUCUAGGCAAUUUGGCCAUGACAGGAAUGGAAGGGAUUAGCCCGCAGACAUCUUUUAUGCCUGAUGUUGAGAGUGUUCGAGAUUUUCUAGAGCAAGAUGAUGCAGAAAUGUUUGAUGAAAUGGAUGACGAGUCAGAGAGAAUUAUCAAUGAGAGAAACCAAGAGAGGUGGUUAUUGUUAAAAAAGAUAUCCUACUUGCAAAGAGUUGCAGCCAAAGAAGAAAAGUUUGCUGAAGCUGAGAAUAAGAGGCUUGCCGAAGCUGGCAUGCAACCACAGCAGCCUAGAAGAGCUUCCACGGAUGAGCAAGCACCUUCAGCACCUGCGGCAGCAGAGGGCACAAAUACAAGUGACGGCUUGAGUUCCAAUUAUGCAAACAACAACAACAACAACAACAACAACAAAAAAUAUCCUACAAUAUCGUUGGACGAUGCCGGGGUCAAAGAAAUUCUUGAUGGAUUGAAAUUACCCGAGACCAAGAAUAGUACUUAUGUUGAUCCCUAUGACUUUGAAGAUCCAAUCGAUCCAGUGUUUUAUGAGUAUAUUUGGAAUGAGUACGCGAAAAGAAAUACUGAAAUUUUUCGUAUGGUAUUCCAUUCUCAACCAGAUGACGUUGUUGGCAGAUGGACGGAAUAUACUCAUUUCACAAAGUUACAAAGUACAUUUAUGAAAGCUCAAGAAGCUGAAUCGAAUAGAAAAACUCUGACUCAAUCGAGAGACGAGGAAGAUGGCGAAGAAAAAGAAGAAGAAAAAGGAGAAGAAAAAGGAGAAGAAAAAGGAGAAGAAAAAGGAGAAAGGGAAGUAAAUGAUAUCAAUAAUGUAGGGGAGGAUGAAUCAAAGGAGACAAGAAUGGAGGAGAAGGAGAAGGAGAAGGAGAAGGAGAAGGAGAAGGAGAGGGAUAAAAAAUUGUAUUCUGCUAAUGGGCAAAAGCAGGAAAUUCAGAGUGACGAUACAACCAACGAACAAGACUUUGGAUUAUUGGGAAGAGUUCCACCCACUAAAGAGGAAAGAGAAAAUGCAGAAAAUGCCGGAAAGAAGAGAAAUAGAUUGGCGCGUCGUAUGAGUGCAAUGGCGGGUAGUAUAGAACAUAAAAUCGACGAGAGAUUAGUAGAACAUUUUGAAGCUGGAGACCAAAACAUGAGGAACAAUUGUACAGAAAAUCAUGUUGAAAGAAAUGGGGAUGCUCACAAGGGUAAACUUCAAUCAAAUGGCAAAGUUCAAGAAGAAAAUCAAAGGGUGGUAGAUGAUACAAAAGAACACAAUGGUACUUUAAAACCUCAGCGAUCUUAUGCGAUAACCAAAGUCUCGUCGCCUCCAAAAAAUACUUAUACUUCUUCUCCAUUGGGUUCAAAUGGAAGCUCUACACUUCGUGGAGAGUCACAUGCGGACAGUCGUGGUACCAGUGAAGAGCAACAACAAUACGCGCCGCCAGUUAUCAGGAAAAAUAGAGUUGGAAAUCAUAUUACCCGUAGAAGAAUUCAAACUGGUGAAGCCAUAUACGAUAAGGCAACCGCUGAGAAAUUUUUGAAUGCAAUACAGGGCCAUCUAGUGUAUUUCCCUAUCGAAUGGUUAAGUACAGAGUUGAACAAUAACAAUUGGUUUUAUAACACCGAUAGAUUACCACCUAUGGAAAUUUAUGACUAA